AUGCCGCCCCCCUCCCCUCGCCUUAUCCUAGACGCCACACAUAUACACACCUCCUUGCGCUUGCCCACACCACCUCGCUCAGCCGGAAGACCCGCACACGCACGCCACUUGUACACCAUGGCGCCCCGGGUGGCGGACAAGUCGCCGUUGCCGCCGGCCACCGGCCUCGGACUGGGCGUUGGCGGAGUAGUCGGAGGCGUGGGCAUGGGCCCACACUACAGAGGCGUGAGAAAGCGGCCGUGGGGACGUUUCGCCGCUGAGAUCCGCGACCCUGCCAAGAAAAGCCGCGUGUGGCUAGGCACGUACGACACGGCCGAGGAGGCCGCCAAGGCCUACGACGCCGCCGCCCGCGAGUUCCGAGGCGCCAAGGCCAAGACGAACUUCCCGUUCCCGUCUCAGUGCGCCGUCGCCGCCGGCGGUGCUGGCAGCCCCUGCAGCAACAGCACCGUUGACUCGAGCGGCGGCGCCAGCGGCUGUGCCGUCCAGGCGCCUAUGCAGGCCAUGCCGCUGCCUCCGGCCCUCGAUCUCGAUCUCUUCCAUCGGGCGGCCGCCGUGAACGCGGUCACCGCAGGCGGCAUGCGGUUUCCGUUCAAGGGCUACCCCGUCGCGCGUCCAACCCCGCACCAGUACUUCUUCUACGAACAGGCCGCCGCAGCCGCUGCCGCGGCGGCCGGCUACCGGAUGCUUAAGGUGGCCCCACCGCCGGUCACCGUGGCCGCCGUCGCGCAGAGUGAUUCGGACUCCUCGUCUGUGGUUGAUCACACCCCUUCGCCUCCCGCGGUGACGGCAAAGAAGGAGGUGGGCUUCGAGCUGGAUCUGAACUGGCCGCCGCCGGCAGAGAACUAGGCACACCGGAGUUUUUAGCUGACGAAUUAGUAGUUACUUUUUUUUCCUUUUUGCCUUCAUCAGGAAUGUUACUUCUGGUUGUUUGGUCCUGUAUUCUUGUUCUGUAGACUAUGAGAUUGGGAGCCUUGUAAAUAGUUUUUUUUUUCCGCGAAGACGGAAAUGAUCUGAGAUCUGUUCGUCUGUCUGGACGGAUCAAGCCGGCGUUGGUACGGGCUUAGACCAUGGAGUAUUGAUUAUAUUAGUAGUAUAAUUCCUAAGUU
This is a messenger RNA of Sorghum bicolor (sorghum), 1106 nucleotides long. Its product is annotated as ethylene-responsive transcription factor 4. Gene Ontology annotation, molecular function: DNA binding; DNA-binding transcription factor activity. Lineage: Eukaryota; Viridiplantae; Streptophyta; Magnoliopsida; Poales; Poaceae. Bases 1 to 846 code for a protein of 281 amino acids. Gene Ontology annotation, biological process: regulation of DNA-templated transcription. The transcript has a single exon. The record is from RefSeq and is a predicted model, not a curated record.